Saitoella complicata NRRL Y-17804 is the source of this 279-nucleotide messenger RNA. RefSeq lists its product as uncharacterized. The record is from RefSeq and is a predicted model, not a curated record. The transcript is spliced from 2 exons. Gene Ontology annotation, cellular component: DASH complex. Gene Ontology annotation, biological process: attachment of spindle microtubules to kinetochore. Bases 1 to 279 code for a protein of 92 amino acids. Lineage: Eukaryota; Fungi; Ascomycota; Saitoellomycetes; Saitoellales; Saitoellaceae.
AUGCACCGUUCUUCGACGUCUGGCCAGCCUGGCCAUCCCUCACUUCGUCUUUCUACUGCUGGUCCGACAUCUAUCAAGCCCCGCCAGUUUGCGCAUCUCCAGUCGCAGCUCGCACAACUCCAAGCACACCUCUCCGACCUCGAGAACCAUGUGCGCGUAACUGCCAUCCAGGCCGAAGCUAUCAGAAGAUUGGGUGGUUUACAGGGCGGAUUGUUCAUGGCAGCCAGUCGCGUUCUUGGCGAGGAGAGUGCGAGGGAACCAACCGAGGACCCCCUUUGA